Olea europaea var. sylvestris is the source of this 924-nucleotide messenger RNA. RefSeq names its product chromatin remodeling protein EBS-like. NCBI's taxonomy places the organism in Eukaryota, Viridiplantae, Streptophyta, Magnoliopsida, Lamiales, Oleaceae. The coding region runs from base 158 to 799 and encodes 213 amino acids. The record is from RefSeq and is a predicted model, not a curated record. Gene Ontology annotation, molecular function: chromatin binding. The transcript has 6 exons.
UGCUUCUCUCUCUCUACACUCUGGUAAGUUCAAAGUGUAUUUGAAGUAGCAUAUGCCUUCUACACACACGGAGACAAUAUGAUAAUGCUAUUAUCAUAAUUUCAUCCAGAUCAAUCGAAGAGAAGAAGAAGAAGUGAAGAAUAGAGAAGAAACUAAUAUGGCGAAGACAAAACCAGGCAAGAAGGACCUCGAUUCUUACGGUAUCAAAGGCACCAACAAAAUUGUCAGACCUGGAGAUUGUGUGUUGAUGAGACCAUCAGACUUGGACAAGCCUCCUUAUGUUGCGAGAGUGGAGAAGAUCGAGGCUGAUCACCGGAACAAUAUUAAAGUACAGGUUCGGUGGUACUACCGCCCCGAGGAGUCUGUUGGGGGUCGCAGGCAGUUUCAUGGUGCCAAGGAACUCUUCUUGUCUGACCAUCAUGAUAUGCAAAGUGCUCACACCAUUGAAGGCAAGUGCAUUGUGCACAGUUUCAAGAACUACACCAAGCUCGAGAACGUGGGGGCUGAGGAUUACUUUUGUAGAUUUGAGUACAAGGCAGCUACUGGAGGGUUCACUCCAGACCGCGUUGCUGUGUAUUGCAAGUGUGAGAUGCCUUAUAAUCCAGAUGAUCUCAUGGUGCAGUGUGAAGGGUGUAAGGACUGGUUUCAUCCUUCUUGCAUGGGUAUGACCAUUGAAGAAGCAAAGAAGUUGGAGCAUUUCUUGUGUUCUGACUGUUCAUCCGAAGAUGAUUCCAGGAGGUCUUUGAACUCAUUCCCUGUAUCACCAGCUGUUGGCAAGGAGCUGAUGGAAGAUUUCUGACUUUUUCCAUGGGGAUUCAAGUGGAGCCGAAGCGCAGAAAGAGAUGACAGAUAGAUCUCCACACAUUAUAGGCGUACCCAGUUUCUUUCAUAUUGGCUACCGUAUUGCUGUUGUGAGGUGGAAAU